Molecule: messenger RNA, 1757 nt
Organism: Punctularia strigosozonata HHB-11173 SS5
Lineage: Eukaryota; Fungi; Basidiomycota; Agaricomycetes; Corticiales; Punctulariaceae
Exons: 2
Coding region: 306-1757 (483 amino acids)
Source: RefSeq, a predicted model, not a curated record
GGUUGUGCGCCAGGAUCAGAACGUGUGCGGCGAACAGUUGGUUGGGUACAACUCGCGAUCUGCCACGCCUGCGCGUUCGGAUAUGGUGGCGCUCUCUCUUACGCGUGGGUGCGACGGCGCUCGGGAACGGGCACCGAUGGGCGCCCGCAAAAAAUAGGGAGUGUCUGGGAGAGUGCAGCACUGGUACCGUACCGGACCUGGAGCUGGACGAGUUGCGGAUUGCUGGGCAAGCACGCGAUGGAUGGGAACAAUGGCCACGUACGCGCGGAAGCUGCGUUUGAUGUGGACAUUGCCCGGCGCUGCGAAUGGAAGCGACGACGUCCGGCAGCCCUGAGUCUGAUCCAUCGUCGCCUCCCAAGCCGUUCUUGUCCCGCAAGGCCACAUCCGGAUCCGCUUCCCCGCCACCGCCAACGCCUCGUCCCCUAUAUCACUCCGAGACAUGCACGCCCCUCCGCUCACCACACUCCCCGUACGCCCUCCCCAUGCUCGCCGCUAGCCCGAUCCAACACGUCUCCGGCCUUGACCGCCUUCUUACGUCUCCCCCUUUCGCAGAUACUUCCUUCGAUCACUGUCCUUCCCUCUCUUUCCUCUGGCCCCAUCAUCAUCGCCGCCGCCCCGACCCCGAGUCGCCCAUGUCGACCCCAGCAUUGGACUCGCCCUCCACGUCCGCAUCAGCCUCGCCUUACCUGAUGGACAUCACGGAGCCGUAUGGGUUACCGUCGGCAUCUGAGCCGCGGCCGAAGUUGACCUUGGACACCGCAACUCUGGCGACGAUCCCUGCGAACAGCGCAGGUGCCUAUCACCUCGGCCCAUCAUUUGACGCGAACACAUCUUCCGGUCCUGAGCCCGCCCCGUUAACAUCUCCGGCCUCAGCCUCUGCUCUCUCGACCGAUGGGUCCCAGUACUAUUACGCCCAGCAGGAGAUCGCCCCCGGCCCUUCUUCGUGGUCGUCCUCGCUGAUCAUCCCGCCACCCAACCGCACCAUGUCCGCCGGGGCGUCGACAUCGAAGCACGCGUGUCUGUACGCGUGCCAACCGACCGCGGCGUUCCUCCCCCCGGCCUGUGGCGCCGCACGUUCGCCCACGCACAUCUACCACAGGAGAGCAGCCGCCGCGCCCUACUCCGCCGUCGCGUCGCCCCACCGGCAACGAAUCCCUUUCUUCUACCCCGCACCGGACCUGGCUGCCGGCCAGGGCCGCACGCACUUGGUCUCGCAUCGUCGGCCGCACCCGCAAGCCCCAUACCGUGUAUCAUUACCUGCAACCGUAUUACCGCCACCCUCGCAUAUCUAUCGUGCUACAAAGACCGCGACCGCGGCACCUUCACAGUUACUAUCCUACGCCGCUCCAACGUCCCAUCAUUCGCUAUCGAAUAUUCUCCCUACGUCUACAUCAGCACCACCUAUACCCGUACCAUCCGCCUAUUACGCGCCGACAGCGCUGCCCUACCCGAUCGAACAGAAGCCACUCGUACUUCACCAGCCCAAGCCCGUGCGGCCCAUCCCGCCCAUCGUCAUCCCCGAUCCGACGGAGGAACCGCCCAGGAAACUGCCGCCGCCGCCACCCGCGGAGGUCGAAUCGGAUUUUGUGGAUGACGACAUGGAGGAAGAGCUGGAUUGGGAAGUGGAAGCAAGCGGGGACGCAGAGGACGUCGGGCAUGGAGAGCUUGCUGCAACACACUUUGGAUACGGCAAUCGCAUCGAACGACCGGAAUCUAUCCCUCUUCUCUGCCAACCCCUUCCCGGGUACCGAGGUUGA